CAGGUGGAAGAGAGAGAAACUCGGGUGAGAGGAACCAGUAAUUUCAAGAGUUAGUUGCACAAAAAGGGACAGUUUUUCCCUCCCUUUAAUCCCUCACUUCCAUUGCUUUUUUAAUAAUAAUUCCUCUCGCAUUUAUUUCCCACACAACAAAAAAUAAAAAUAAAGAUUGUGAAACUCUUUCCCUUUCUCCACCACCACCACCCCAGAGCCACCGCCGCCGCUCAGAAAAUGACAAUGGCGUCUAGGCUUCUGCUCCCCCUCCUCCUCCUCAUCCCCCUCCUCCCUCCCGCCGAACCUAAGCUCUCCGUCGACUACUACAAAAAAACAUGCCCCAACUUCGCUAAGAUCGUCCAGGACGUGGUGGUGGAGAAGCAGCUCGCCGUCCCCACCACCGCCGCCGGCGCCCUCCGCCUCUUCUUCCACGACUGCAUAGUCGGCGGAUGCGACGCCUCCCUCCUAAUCUCCUCCAACCCCUUCAACCGCGCCGAGCGCGAUAACGAGGUCAACCAAGCACUCCCCGGGGACGCCUUCGACGUGGUCAUACGCGCCAAGACAAAGCUCGAGCUCGAGUGCCCGGGCAUCGUCUCCUGCGCCGACGUCCUCGCCGAGGCCACCCGCGACCUCGUCUCAAUGGUCGGCGGCCCCUACUUCCCCGUCCGCCUCGGCCGCAAGGACAGCGUGGAGUCACGCGCCACCGACGUCGAGGGCCACAUCGCCCUCCCGAACAUGUCUCUCACGCAUAUCAUCGAACAGUUCUCGUCCAAGGGCUUCUCCGUCCAGGAGAUGGUCGCCCUCACCGGGGCCCAUACCAUCGGGUUCUCCCACUGCUCUGAGUUCGCCAACCGAAUCUACAACUUCAGCAGCACCGCAGACUACGACCCCACCAUGAACCCCGACUACGCGCAGGGGCUCAAGAAGCUCUGCGCAAACUACAAGAACGACUCCACCAUCGCCGCAUUCAACGACCCCAUGACCCCCGGAAAAUUCGACAACAUGUACUAUCUGAACCUGCAGAAGGGCGUCGGACUGCUGGCCAGCGACCAAAUUAUGGCCUCCGAUCCAAGAACGAAGCCGUUCGUCGAUCUUUACGCGGCGAACCAGUCGGCAUUUUUCGAGGCAUUUGCUCACGCGAUGGAGAAAGUGAGCGUACACAAUGUGAAGACGGGGAAGAAGGGAGAGGUUCGGAGGAGGUGCGACGCGCCAAAUACACUCCAAGGAAGUUAAAAAUUGUUAAUAAAAUUUUAUGGUAUUAUUAUUAAUAUUAUUAUUAUUGUUCUUUAAGUAUAUAUAUAUAUAUAUAUAAAAUAUAGAUGAUUUGUGAUGAAAAUAUUUUAAAUUAUGUUUGGAAAUUUUUUAUUGGAGAUGUUAAGACUAAAGUGGUGGGAUGUUUUAUAAUUAGGCGCGUGCAUUUUAAUUAAUAUAUAAUAUUAUUUACUGUAUUUAUUUUUUUGGUUACAUAUAAGAUGGAGAGGGAAGAAAAUAGUUGAAAAUAUGUUAUUAUUUUGUAAGAUGUUUGGCUUAAUCUUAAUUCAAAGAGUUUCGCAAGGUUGUUCUGGUAAUUUCACUGUGGAAAAAUUAACAAUGUUACAUAAUUGCACACUCUUGUUUGGUAAACACCAACCAACUGUUACAAAGUAAGAAACCAGAGGGGUUUCAAAUGCAAUAAAAAAAAAGAUUCGAAUUUGAAUGAGAUGUUCAAUGUACAAAAAA
Messenger RNA from Erythranthe guttata (spotted monkey flower), 1710 nucleotides. RefSeq names its product peroxidase 6. Gene Ontology annotation, biological process: response to oxidative stress; hydrogen peroxide catabolic process. The record is from RefSeq and is a predicted model, not a curated record. NCBI's taxonomy places the organism in Eukaryota, Viridiplantae, Streptophyta, Magnoliopsida, Lamiales, Phrymaceae. Gene Ontology annotation, molecular function: peroxidase activity; heme binding.